UAGAUGCAUUUUCGUCAGUGACUUGGUUGACUUCAUAGUGUCACCAUGUCUGGACGCGGCAAAGGCGGGAAGGGCCUUGGUAAAGGUGGUGCCAAGCGGCAUCGCAAGGUGCUACGUGACAACAUCCAAGGAAUUACCAAGCCAGCUAUUCGACGUCUGGCUCGGCGCGGCGGCGUAAAGCGGAUCUCCGGUCUUAUCUACGAAGAGACCCGUGGGGUGCUGAAGGUUUUUCUCGAAAACGUUAUUCGCGACGCGGUUACCUAUACCGAGCACGCCAAGCGCAAGACCGUCACCGCCAUGGACGUGGUAUAUGCGCUGAAGCGGCAAGGCCGCACUCUCUAUGGUUUCGGCGGCUAAAAUGACUUCCAAAUCGUAAGAUUUUUCCCAAAGGCCCUUUUCAGGGCCGCCCAUUCCUUCACAGGAAGAGCUGAGCUCAUUUGUUUGUCUUAGGUGCAUUUUGACCAAUUUCUAUCAGGUCAACGUACAAAAAGGACCAAAGGCUUUUUGUCACUCCAAACCGAAAGCUGUGGGUCUUUGUCGCGCGAGGCCAGUGAGCUGCGCGGCACCUCGCUUAUCAAUUGCAGCCUGCUUUCGGUCUCCUACCAACUAAGUUCCCGAGUUUACGGAGGUUAACUUUCUGAGGAAUAGCCAUAUUGCUUUCUACAGUGGCUGGAUCAUAUUCCAUCCCUAUCAACAAUGCGUGAGGGUUCCACAUUCCCCACAUCCUCUCCAACACUUUUUUUAAAUAAUAGCCAUCCUUGUGGGUGCGAAACGGUUAUCUCAUUAUAGUCUUGAUUUUGUAUUUCCUUAAUGGCUAAAGAAAAGUCUAGUGUAAAGUUCUUUACCCAUUUUUUAAUUGGGCUUUUUCUUUUUCUUAUUGCGUCAUAAAAGGUCUUUAUGCAUUCUGAAUUUUAAGCUCUUAUCCAAUAUUUGCAACUAUUUUCUCCCAUUCUGUUUGUUUUUCAAUUUCUUUGUAAUCUCUACUGCACAAACGUUUUUAAUUUUGAGUCAUUUAUCUAUUGUUUCUUUCGUUGCCUGUGUUUUUGGUGUCAUAUGUAAGAAUCCAUUGCCAAAUCCCAGGUCAGUCAUGAAGAGUUGUCCCUUUAUUUUAUCUUCUAAGAGUUUUAUAAUUUUAGCUUUUAUAUUUAGUAACUUGAUCCACUUUAAGUCAAUUUUUGUGUAUGCUGUGAGGUAGGAGUCUAACUUCAUUCUUUUGCGUAUGGAUAUCCACUUUUCCUGGUACCAUUUGUUGAAGAGAGUAUUGCAUAUACAUAGCAUCCUUGUUGAAAAUUAAUUUGCCAUAAAUGUGUGACUCUAUUUCUGGACUUUCAGUUCUGUUCCAUUGGUCUGUCUGUAUUUAUGCCAGUACCACACCAUUUUUAUUAUUGUAGCUUUGUAGUAUAAUUUGAAAUCGGGACUUGUGAGUCCUCCAACUUUGUUCUUUUUCAAUGUUGUUUUGGCUACUUGGGGCCCUUGCAAUUAUCUUCAUAUUUUUUUUAUCUUCCUAGAAAAAUGAAGUGAGACUAAAGAUGUGAUUGGCAAAACGGCACAAGUGUAUAUAGAAGGAUGUUUGCUCAUGUUUUUGGUGUGAAUGAUGUUCAAGUUUUUGACUGUGAUGAAACAUGAUUAUGGAGUAGUCUUAUAUUUAUCUUGAUCCAUUGCAGUCACAGAAUAGCCUUGUCUCAUAUUGGUGUUCUGUGAAAUAGUUUAAAAUCUACCAAAGAACACCAUGGCUUAGCUAUAAAUUGCAGGCUAGCUCAUAUCAAUACCAAGGCCUAUGAUAGCAUAGGCCUCCAGCUGUUUUUCCUACCCACUGGCUGUUUUUUGGAGGAUGACCCUAACUAUCUCUCUAAAUUCCAUCAGUUUUCCUCCAUCCACUUCAAGAUUUACAAGUAAACAUGUCGUCUAAGAAAAAAUAAAUUGCUUGCUAUAUAAAUCAUUUCCCUGACCUCUCUCCCAAUCUCCAAACUUGUAUGUCCAACUUCAUAUUUGACAUCUCUGCAUGAAUAUCUAAUGGGAAUCUCAAACUUAAUUCAUCCCAAAUAGAUAACUUGACACUUACACACCAAACCUGCUCUUUCCCCAGUGUUUCCCAUUUCAGUAAAUGGAAGACCAUUCUCCCUGUGCCUCCUUUCAGGAAACUUGGAAUCUCUUUGACCUCUCUCUCACAGCUUUCAUCCAAUCCAGUCAUCUUUAUCUUCACAUCAAUUAGACCAUCUUUCACUACCUCCUUUGCUGUUAUUUUAGUGCAAGCCACCAUCACCUUUUGCCGGAAUAACCAUAAUGACCUAACUAGUCUCCCUUUUGCCAUUCUUGACCCCCAUUGUGGUUCUCCACCUAGCAACAAGAGUGACAUUUUUAAAAGGUGUCAUGUGCACCCUCUGCUCAAAACACUCCAGUGGCUUUCUAUCUCCUUCAUUAUAAAAAUCAACAUCUUAUCACAGCCUACAAGUCGGGUGAUUAACUGUUCUAGUUUGCUUGGAUUUGAGGAGUUUCCCAGGAUGUGGGACUUUCAGUGCUAAAUCUUGGGAGGUCCCAGGUAAAUCAGGAUGAAUUGGUUUCCCUACCUAUGAGCUCUGCUGGAUUAGACCACUUGCCACCUUCUGACCUCAUUCUCUGCCACAUUCUUCCUCUUUACCAUCUCCUUGCCGUUUCCGGAAUGGGCCAAGCAUGUUGCAGCCUAGAGGCUUUAUACUUACUCUUCUUCUUUGAAGUGUUUUGUACCAGUUAGGCAAUAUUAUCCUUGUUCUGACAAGGAACUGGGUGGAUUUAAGGACUGAGGAGGGCUUAGAGAUUUCUACCUGGGGUAGUGGCUGGUCACUAAGAUGAUUAUGAUGCCAUCAACAAGGCUAUGAGCUAACAA
Messenger RNA from Choloepus didactylus (southern two-toed sloth), 2863 nucleotides. RefSeq names its product histone H4. The record is from RefSeq and is a predicted model, not a curated record. Gene Ontology annotation, molecular function: DNA binding; protein heterodimerization activity; structural constituent of chromatin. NCBI's taxonomy places the organism in Eukaryota, Metazoa, Chordata, Mammalia, Pilosa, Megalonychidae. Gene Ontology annotation, biological process: nucleosome assembly. The transcript has a single exon. Bases 46 to 357 code for a protein of 103 amino acids. Gene Ontology annotation, cellular component: nucleosome.